This is a messenger RNA of Microstroma glucosiphilum, 2677 nucleotides long. RefSeq names its product Cullin-domain-containing protein. Gene Ontology annotation, biological process: DNA damage response; ubiquitin-dependent protein catabolic process; protein ubiquitination. Bases 62 to 2602 code for a protein of 846 amino acids. The record is from RefSeq and is a predicted model, not a curated record. Gene Ontology annotation, cellular component: Cul4-RING E3 ubiquitin ligase complex. NCBI's taxonomy places the organism in Eukaryota, Fungi, Basidiomycota, Exobasidiomycetes, Microstromatales, Microstromataceae. The transcript has 3 exons. Gene Ontology annotation, molecular function: ubiquitin protein ligase binding.
CCCUACUUGACGCAGCAGUUACCAUACUCAUUCCCUCAUCCGCUGCUGCUACGACUGCAAGAUGCUCGCCAUACCAACAGACGGUCCUCUCACUCGAGCAUUCGCCCGUUCCACCACCAGCACCACCUCCUCUACCGCCUCGGCACACGAGCAUCCUCUCUCCUCCUGGCUAAAGAAGGCCUCCGCUGCUUCUCCAGGCAUUACUGCCACCACCUCUUCCACCCCAACACUCGUCAUCAAUGCCAAAGCAGCACCAGUUCUCAAACCAAGCUAUACUCAGCAGAAUCUCGCACUGGUCUCACGCUCGCUGCGCGCGAUCCUCUCCCCUGUGAAUGCGAACACAGCAACCCACACCCACUCUUAUGAGCAAUUGUACACUAUCGUCGAAUCACUUGUCCAUGUAUGCAAAGCGGGAGCAGAGCUAUAUGAGAAGGUAGGGAUGGAGAUUGAGAGGGGUAGCGUGGAGUUUGCGAGGGUGUUGAGGGAUGAGAUUGGUCAGGCUCAGGGGGGUGCAGAUGCCCAAGGAAGUGAGCAGUGGUUGGGUGGACUGAAGAAGGCUUGGGAUGGGUGGGCAGAGAGGAGCAAUAUCGUUCAGAGCAUUCUUGCACCCCUCGACUCUGGCUUCACCUACAAGCAGCGAUCUGUCAACUUCCAGCCAAGUCAGGAGAUUCUCCUCGACUCCUUCAGACAUAGCGUCAUUGAUGACGUCGAGAUUAGGGCGAAGAUCUUGCAGUCUGUCACGGCCAUUGUAGAGCAGGAGAGAUCUGCGCCCUCGUCUUCGUCUGGUCCCUCGUACAAGUCCCUGCACUCUCCCGUUCUUGCCCUGCUAGUCCGAAUGCAAGCCUACCCAGACCUUGAGGCUGCUGUCCUCACCGCCACCCAGUCUUACUAUGAGGUCGAAGCUGCUCGGCUCGUAUCCGAUAGCUCUGCAGUCGAAGCGGUCAUAUCUGCAGCCAGUAUCGAGUCCUACCUAGCUCACACUCAGCGACGCAUCGAUGAGGAGACUUUGCGGGGCCAGUGGCUGCUAGAGCCGACUUCGAAUGGCAAGCAGAGGAUGGUGGAGAUCACACGGGAUGAGCUCAUCAAGAAGAAGGCCGAGUGGCUCACUACUGGGCUUCCAGCUCUGCUACAGGAGGACAAGCCGCCGCUUGUCUCGCUGUCCCUCUUGUACAAGCACCUCGACUCGGUGAAACACAUCAAGCCCCUCACUACAAUCUUCUUCGAUCAUAUCCUCAAAGUGGGAAGCGCAAUUGUCUCGCCUCCUUCUGCUGCUGUCCUUGCCAAAUUAUCCAAGCCUCCAAAGACGGACGCAGACAAGGAGACUUUGAGAGUCGGUCUUGCCGAGGAGGAGACGAUGAUCGAACGCUUGAUUUCCUUCAAGACCAAGAUCGAUGUCACCGUCGAUGGAGCCUUUGCAAGUCGAGAUGAGUUCCUGCAGCGACGUACCGAGGGCUUUGAAAAGGUCGUCAAUUCUCGUACUGGUGGUGGAAAAGUUGCAGAACUCUGUGCGAAAUAUCUCGACGCUAAGCUCAAGAGUGGAAACAGAACCAUGUCCGACGAGGAGCUGGAGAAGUGUCUCGACGAAGCGCUGGCUCUGUUCAGGUACACACAUGCAAAGGACAUGUUCGAAGAGUUCUACAAGCGUCACUUUGCUAAGCGUCUGCUCCUCAACCGCUCUGCGUCCAGUGACGCGGAGCAGAGUAUGCUUCUCAAGCUCAAGGAAGAAUGCGGAGCUGGCUUUACGCAGGGGCUUGAGACGAUGCUGAAAGACAUCACGCUUUCUGACGAGAUGAUGAAGGGCUACGCUACUCAGCAGGACAAGCUCAAGGCGGAUACCCAAGGAGAGGGUGGUGAUGACUUUGAUCUCAAUGUCAAUGUGCUCACACAAGCCCACUGGCCAACGUACCCAAUCGUCGAAGUCUCCAUCCCUGCGACCAUGGCAGCGGCUCUGGAGCGCUUCCGCACCUUCUACUCUGCCCGCAACUCCGGACGAAAGCUGCACUGGGCUCACUCCCUUUCGACCUGUGUGCUCAAAGGCACGUUCCCCAAGUGCGGCGAGAAGGAGCUGCACGUCUCCGAGUUCCAAGCCAUUGUCUUACUCCUCUUCAACGGGCUGAGUCAGGGAGAGAAGCUCUCCUAUGAGUCUAUCCGCGAGCAGACUGGCCUAGAAGAGUCUGAGCUGAAGCGCACCCUCCAGUCUCUCGCCUGUGGGCAAAUCCCGACCCGUGUCCUACGCAAGGACCCACAAGGACGUGAGGUGCACGAUACGGACCUCUUCUACUUCAACGAGUCCCUCAAGAAUGAGCGCCAUCGUAUCCGCAUCAAUCAGAUUCAGAUGAAGGAAACAGUCGAGGAGCAGGAGCAGACGGAAUCUAAAGUCCUCCUCGAUCGUGGACUGGUGUUGCAAGCAGCGGCAGUGCGCAUCUUGAAAGCUCGCAAGCAGCUCAAGCAUGCUGAAUUGCUGCAGGAUGUGGUGGAUGCUAUCAAGGCGCGAUUCCAGGUUGACGUAGGGGAGAUUAAGAAGACGUUUGAAAUUCUAAUCGAGAAGGAGUAUAUGGAGAGGGUGGAGGGAGAGAGGGGCGUGUAUCGAUAUCUGGCGUAGAAGGGGGUCUGAGCUUUGAGUCAAUAAGCCAGUAGAGUUGACUGCCAUCCAAUGACAAUCUUAGUUUCCGCCUUC